Molecule: messenger RNA, 1506 nt
Organism: Fusarium musae
Lineage: Eukaryota; Fungi; Ascomycota; Sordariomycetes; Hypocreales; Nectriaceae
Exons: 5
Coding region: 1-1506 (501 amino acids)
Molecular function (GO): oxidoreductase activity
Source: RefSeq, a predicted model, not a curated record
AUGGCCUCAGCAUUGGAUCAAUAUCGCACCGUCAGCGCAGCAUGGGCGGAGGGUCGACUCGAGAAUGUGUUGCAGCGACAGAAAGAGCUUGCCUUGUUACAUGCCAACAUCAAAAGCUCAUCUAGAAAUCUAAUUGAGGCCAUAUGCAACGAUCUCCAAACUUCAAAAGCAAGCGCAGCUGAUGAAGUCCAAUUGACCCUCGACUCGAUCAAACAUCUCUACGACGACCUUGACUUUCCGAGUACAUUGGUCAAGGAGAAGCAGAUCAAGAAGGGAGGCAGUUCAUCUAGCAACUUGAUUGCUCUGGGUCCCGUUCUAAUUGAUCCCUCUCCCUACUCACCAUUUCUCAGCGUAAUUGCACCGCUCGCUGCAACUGCAGCAGCCGGAAGCUCCGCAAUCGUAUUGGCCACAUCAACGUCUGACAAGCUCAAUGCCGAGCUUCACACCCUGAUCACCAAGAGUUUGGACGUCGAAGCUUUUGUCAUCACAGAGAGUGACUCGGCUGAUAUCCGUCGAGAGCUCAGCAAACAGCACUUUGGUGCUGCUGCCCUACAGAACUUGUCUCUGCGCGACGACCUCUUUGCAUCGCUUCACAAAACAAACCCAUUGAUCAGAGUGCUUUCGCCACCUUCAGGAAUCUCCGCUGCGUUUGUUGAUCGCUCUGUCCAAGAUCUCCGAGCUGUCGCGAGUCACCUUAUAUCCUCUGGUCCGAUAGCACCUCGCUAUAAUCCUUUGCGAGCGCCACGUCUCGUUUUUGUUGACGAAAUACAUAGUUUGCAGCUUUACAAGCUCAUACUUGCAGAUUCCAGUGCAGAUGCAUCACUGUCCUUUGGCGACAGCGGAGACCAAGCUCUGGCUUUCGAUAAGCUUCUAAUAUCCGCAUUUCCAACCUCGAGACGCAACCUGCCGAAACACGUAUCCGGCCAUCUGCCUGCCGUCAUAGCAUUGGAUACUUCCGAUGCCAUUGUAGCUGAACACGUCCAAAGGGCCGUGGAAUUGUUUGCAGGCAGCGAUAACGGCCUUCUACUAGUGCCAACUCGAAGUUUGGACCAUGGAAUCGAUAUUCUCGGCAAGAUUAACGCAAAUAACCCCUCGCAGGCAACGUACAUCUUUGCAUCCUCUGAGGCUUCUUCCUACGUCGCCAUGUUCACGAACACACUUCAGGUUUUCAUCAAUGCCAUCCCUCAGUGGUCACUGGUCACUAUUGCUCCUUCAACACCAUUCAUCGAGAGUCGCUUGCUAUACCGCAGAGAAGACUUUUCUGUCAACAAACCAAUCUUGCAAGACUUUAUUCAUCGGAUUGACUUCGUCAACGCAGAAAAGGAGUCUACUUGGUCUCUCUUGUCCCAUCGUUUGCAGCUGGCUAAGAUCAAACAGCCAAAAGGCGGAAGACUGAGUUACUUCGAGCGAGGCCUGUUGGUCGGGCUGGCUCUAUCACUAAUCGCGGUUUCGGGUACGGGACUUGGUAUCUACCGAGGUAUUCUACACUUUGCCAAGCGGUCUUGA